AUGGGGGUAAACAAGGCAACGAAGAAGAUGGCCCGUAAGGGUCAGCUUAAGAACGCUAUCCAUGCUCGGCGAAAACAUAAGCGCAUUUCGCACCGCCGCCAGCCGCACAAAGAUAGCCGAGCUACCAAGUUUGUAAAAGCUGGAGACGAGUUCCGCAAGGAGGGGGCCGCCAAGAAGAAGAAGGGCGCGUUUGAUGACACGGAUGCGGAGGAGUUUCUGCAGGCGCGUCGGAGGGUGGGCGGUUUUGAGGAUGAUUUUGACGAGGAGGACGUCGACGAUGAUGAUGUUGACGUCCUGGAGGGCGAUGACGACGACAUUGACGGCAGUGAUGAUGACGAGAUGUCGGAGGAGGGUGAUGAAGAAGGCGUGGAUGACGAGGGGGAUGAUGAUGGCGAUGAUGGCUUAUCUUCUGACUUGCUUGACGGCGUGGACGACAAGGACGGCGUCGAUGAUGAUGAUGAUGAUGAGGAGGAGGAGGAGGAGGAGGAGGGGACGGCAGGAGGGGACCCCGUGGUUCAGGACAACAAGCGGCUCAAGGGCGAGAUUGCAAAACACAAGGCCCAAUUGGAGGCGCUACGGGAGAAGGAUCCGGAAUUCUAUGCUUACUUGAAGGAAGCGGACGCGGAUUUGCUUGGUUUCCGAGCGGGGGAGGACGAUGAGGAUGAUGAUGAAGAAGAGGACGAUGAUGACGAAGAGGACGAGGACGGGGCGAGAGGCGGUGAAAAGGCGCAAAAGGCCGUAAAAAAGAAGGGAGCUGAUGCGGCGGCGGUGGCGGCAGAGGAAGACGGUGGCCCUGAUGGUUCCGAGGAGGGGGAGGAGGAGCCGGGUUCGUCUGGCCGUGUGGAUGUGACAAGUGCCCUCCUGGCUCGCUGGUGUACGGCAGCGAGGGGGGGACCUGACGGCCGGGGUCCCCCCGCCCUGGGCUCUUUCGGCUUCCUGGUUCGUGCCUACCGCCUGGCGUGUCACUACGGGGACCCGCAAGAGGACGCGGACAGUGGGAGGCUCCGCAUCACCUCCUCCACCGUCUACAACACCAUCAUGAUGUUCAUGUUGCGAGAGGCGGAUGCCAUCAUCAGGCGGCUGCUGGGACUGCCGCCACCAUCAGCAACAGCAGCAGCAGCAGGCGCAGGAGGCGGCGCAGCAGCUAACCAACAGCAGCAGCAGCAGAGCAAGAAGGGCAAAAAAGAGGAGACGGAUCUCGCGAAGAACCCCCGGCUUGCCACCCAGACCGGUGUGUUCGUGCCGGUGGCCCCCCUGGCGCUGGAGGCCCUGGAGUGGGGGGAUUUGCGGCGCUCCCCGGGGGGCGGAGGUGGAGGGGGGAGGGGGGGUACGGGCGGGGGAGGGGGAGCGGCGGCGGUGGCGGGCGGCUGUCCGGAUCUGUCCCUCCAGCUCAAGUUGGGGAAGCAGCUGCUGCGGUCCCCCCCGUGUCAGGAGGAGGUGGUUACCCAGAUUUUGGAGCUGCUGUGUGACCAUUUGGCGACUUGGUCCUGCUCCAUCGCCUUUCCCGAGCUGGCGCACGUUCCGCUGCUGCACCUGCGCCGCUUCAUCAAGGGCUGCCGGGUGGAGAGAUUUAAGUGCGUGUCGGGGGGUGGGGGGCGUGCGGCCAAGCAGCUGCAAGACGCCGUACAACGCAAUGUCGCCUGGGUGGGCGUGGCGAGAGACCGAGUCGACUUCGGUCCCAAGGACACGGCCAAGGUGCAGGCCUUUCUCCGCACCGAGCGCGAGGCGGGUCGUUCCCCGCUGCAGCAGUUGGCGGCGGCCAUGGCGACACGGGCAGCGCGGAGGGCGGCGGCGCGGCGAGCUGAAGAUGUGAAUCUGGGGGGCAGCGGCGGCGGCGACCGGAAACGAGCUCGACGGGAGGCGGAGGAUGAGGAUGAAGAGGACAGUGACGACGACGACAUCGAGUUGGCGGCGGCGGCUGCGGCCAACGGCGACGGCGGCGGUAGCAGCGACGAGGAGUUGGAGGAGGGUGCGGGUGGCGAGGUGAAGAGCGGCAAGAAGGCGUCUAAGCGUCAGCGGGGCGGAGGGAAAAGAGCAGAAGACAGAAGCGCGCCGGACUGCCAAUCAGUGGACUGA
Messenger RNA from Volvox carteri f. nagariensis, 2076 nucleotides. RefSeq lists its product as uncharacterized. The record is from RefSeq and is a predicted model, not a curated record. The transcript has 12 exons. Gene Ontology annotation, cellular component: nucleoplasm; nucleolus; Noc2p-Noc3p complex. Lineage: Eukaryota; Viridiplantae; Chlorophyta; Chlorophyceae; Chlamydomonadales; Volvocaceae. The coding region runs from base 1 to 2076 and encodes 691 amino acids. Gene Ontology annotation, biological process: ribosomal large subunit biogenesis.